AUGCCGUACACUGCGCCGGCUCCGUUGUUAACUGCUCAGCUCCAUCCCCAUCUAGCUUCUGCUGGUCCCUUAGCCACUACACGUCGCCAUGGACGACAGAAUUCUGAGCCAGCUAUGAACUCUUCAGGAAGUCCUCCACCACUUCAGCGAGCCCAUUCGUCAAGCUCUUAUAUUUAUCGUCAUCGACGAAGCCUUGUCGUUUCCCAAAACACAUCAAGUUCUGGAGAGCUAGGGAUAGAAUCGAAAGACGGGAGGAGGAACAGCCCAUCACCAACCAAUACCCCUCACGCGGCACUAUGGAAAUCUCCUUCUGGUGCGAUGAUCCCGACCGGGGUAGUUAUCUCACCUCCCGAUUCGAAAUCUAAUUCGAGUGAUGACGAAGAAACUACAACUCCAGGGUCGCAGAGGCUCAUCUUGGCAGAUUUUGAGGCAGCAAUCAUGUCCAUUGAUCAGAUCUCCCUCCAAACUCCCACCAAGAAACGGGGGCCCGUCAAGCCUUCCCCAAAAAUACAACGAACUCCCUCACCCCUAGAUUUAUCGUUGGCAUUAGCUGCAGAGGUGAAAGGGCCCCGUGUUAAAGCUCAUUUGGAAGAAGAUGACUUAAGUAUUCCCGGCCUCAACACACCUAAUGGGGUUAUCCAUGCUCAUUCAUCAGAGAUUGCUACCCACACCCCUGAAGACAGCGACCGUGGGGAAGAUGAAAUGGAACUUGCUCUGAAACCUUCAAUGGUCCGAAAGAAGUCAGGAGAGUUGGUGAGGCCUGCCCUCCGGCCCAAGAGAAGGCCGUCUAGUGCACCAGGAACUCCAAUGUUUUCAAAGGCAGUUCAUUUCGACUCCCAGUUGGAACAUAUCCGCCAUUUUCUCCAGGUCGACAAGCCUCUGGCCGUUAGUGCUGGUUCCUCUCCCAUAGAGACCUAUGACGGUGACAACGAAUUUCCCUUUGGCAACAGUGAUGAUCGACCUUCUCAGCCAAACCUCUUUGAAUGGGACGCUCGGAUAGCUAAUUUCCCAGUGGAUCAGGAAGCGAGAAAACAUAUGCCCGUUCGACUGGAACGGAUAUUCUUAUCGCCAGGUAACAAAUGCCUGGUUGGUGUUGUUGCAGUGGCCAACAUCUCCUUCCAGAAGCAUGUUGUUGCAAGAUUCACCUCCGACUACUGGAAAACGACCUCUGAGGUCAUUGCAGAGUAUAACAACGACGUUCGCCGGAAAGAAGCAAACGAUGGAUACGACAGAUUCAAUUUUAGCAUCCAUCUAGCGGAUAUGGGAAACCUUGAAACUAAACGAAUGUUCAUUUGCAUACGUUAUAACGUGAACGGCCUCGAAUUCUGGGACAACAAUAACACAAUGAAUUACCAUGUGGAUUUUUGCAAAAAUCCCAAGCAGCGGAAUAAGGGAACUCAAGCUGGAAACAGCCCAGGUCCUCGACCCACAAGCACAUUACCCAGGAGCAGGCCCUCUGAUCCUCUUGCCUCACGUUCACGAUCAGUUCCCCCGUUUCCUGGAGACUUUGGCAAGUCUCCUCCCUCACCUGCAUUACCAGACCGCCGCCUUGAACUAGAAAAGCCGCCCGCGAAACCACCACCUUGCAAGGAUGACUGUUUCCUCGAAACACCAAUCCGUCGAAGUUCAACUGCCUCUCAGACUUUUGGGAACCGGUAUGACUUUGGAGCAUCCCUGUCAGCUGCUAUGCAGCCUGGCAGCGUCGACCAGACCCGUCGUGGUAAGCGUUCCGACCAGGCAGUGAAAUAUAUGCCAGAGUCGACGUCAACCACCUCGAUUACAAACAAUGCACCUGCGGUGUCAAAACCUGAAGGAGGCAAGCCAGCGAGGCCUGAUGAAAAAUUCGAGCCUACCGCGGCAACCUCUCCAGGAGCUUCCUCAAAACUUAGUACAUCUUCGCCUGGUCCAAUGAAGCCUACCGAUAUUGUUUCGGGACAGCCUUAUCAUCAGUCGCCUAUGUACAAGGAGCUCGUGGAUAAGUACUGCUUCUAUGGAUCUUCCAAGACAGGUUCUCUGUCUACCACUCAUUUCUCACGACGCCACCACCACCAAAGCGCGACUCGGAACGCAACGACCCCAGGAAACAAUGAUUGUGUCUCGAGCUAUUCCACCAUCACUCCUUCAUCGAAAGAUAAACCAUUAUCUGCCGAUUAUAAACCGUCGACAGCGACAGCAACAGCAACAACGACAACAAAUCCAGACAACAACAACCGAUCAACAACCAAGCAUACUUCUCUCAUUCGAUCCCAGGGGGGUGCCGGUCUCACUACUACUAGCCCAUCGUCUUCCCCACCCUCAAAUUACUCUACCCACCCGCCGUAUCAUCACCAGUCUAUGCAGAAGACAUUUUUCUCUGAAUCUCUUACCCUGACUUUUAUUUGA
Paracoccidioides brasiliensis Pb18 is the source of this 2382-nucleotide messenger RNA. RefSeq lists its product as uncharacterized. Bases 1 to 2382 code for a protein of 793 amino acids. The transcript is spliced from 2 exons. Gene Ontology annotation, molecular function: glycogen binding; protein phosphatase 1 binding. The record is from RefSeq and is a predicted model, not a curated record. Gene Ontology annotation, biological process: regulation of glycogen biosynthetic process. Gene Ontology annotation, cellular component: protein phosphatase type 1 complex.